Messenger RNA from Striga asiatica, 333 nucleotides. The record is from the annotation of a GenBank genome assembly. NCBI's taxonomy places the organism in Eukaryota, Viridiplantae, Streptophyta, Magnoliopsida, Lamiales, Orobanchaceae.
AUGGCCAAGCACCAUCCCGAUUUGAUCAUGUGCCGCAAGCAGCCGGGAAUAGCCAUUGGCAGGCUGUGUGAGAAAGAUGACGGCAAAUGUGUGGUUUGUGAUUCGUACGUGCGCCCUUGCACGCUCGUGCGCGUGUGUGAUGAAUGCAACUAUGGUUCUUUCCAAGGCCGGUGUGUGAUUUGUGGAGGGGUCGGGAUUUCGGACGCGUAUUAUUGCAAGGAGUGCACGCAGAUGGAGAAGGAUAGAGACGGGUGCCCGAAGAUUGUUAAUUUAGGAAGCGCGAAAACCGAUUUAUUCUAUGAGAGGAAGAAGUACGGAUUCAAGAAGAGGUGA